GGAGAGGUAGACUGUCAGUCUGUUGUAAAGGCAGUGCUACGUGCACUGAGCUCCCGGCUUUUGUCUUAAGAGCUGAAGACUCACGUCGUCAUUCAGUCACUAUUUCAAAAUGAAGCGUGUGUGGGUGAUAGGUGUUCUUUUUGCACUUUUAGCCUUUGCUUCUGUGAAGGCAGAGGAUGAAGUUGACAUCGAUGGGACUGUAGAUGAUGAUCUUGGUAAAAGCAGGGAUGGCUCCAGAACAGAUGACGAGGUGGUGCAGAGGGAAGAGGAAGCUAUUCAGCUGGAUGGAUUAAAUGCAUCUCAAAUCAAGGAACUUAGGGAGAAGUCUGAAAAGCAUGCUUUCCAGGCUGAAGUUAACCGCAUGAUGAAGCUGAUCAUCAAUUCCCUGUACAAGAACAAGGAGAUCUUCCUCAGGGAGUUGAUUUCCAAUGCCUCAGAUGCUCUCGAUAAGAUCCGUUUGUUGUCUUUGACUAAUGAGGAUGCACUGGCUGGCAACGAAGAGCUAACAAUCAAAAUAAAAUCGGAUAAGGAGAAAAACAUGCUCCACAUCACUGACACUGGAAUUGGUAUGACAAAAGAAGAACUGGUGAGGAACCUGGGCACAAUUGCGAAGUCUGGCACGAGCGAGUUCCUCAACAAGAUGACAGAGAUGCAGUCUGAAGGGCAGUCGACUUCAGAGCUGAUUGGCCAGUUUGGUGUCGGUUUCUACUCUGCUUUCCUCGUUGCAGACAAAGUCAUUGUGACUUCGAAGCACAACAAUGGCACCCAGCACAUCUGGGAGUCUGACUCCAAUCAGUUCUCUGUCAUUGAGGAUCCCCGUGGAGACACAUUGGGAAGAGGAACCACCAUCACACUGGUUAUGAAAGAGGAGGCCACCGAUUAUCUGGAACUGGAGACCAUCAAGAACCUUGUCAGGAAGUACUCUCAAUUUAUCAACUUCCCCAUCUAUGUUUGGGCCAGCAAGACUGAAACAGUUGAGGAACCCAUUGAAGAAGAUGCUGAGGAACCAGAGAAAGAAGCUGCUGAAGAUGAGGCUGAGGUAGAAGAAGAGGAUGAAGACAAAGAUAAGCCAAAGACUAAGAAGGUUGAGAAGACUGUGUGGGACUGGGAACUGAUGAAUGACAUCAAGCCCAUCUGGCAGAGACCAGCUAAGGAGGUUGAGGAGGAUGAAUACAAAGCUUUCUACAAGACUUUCUCUAAGGACAGUGACGACCCCAUCGCCCAUAUCCACUUCACUGCUGAGGGUGAGGUUACCUUCAAAUCCAUCCUGUUUGUACCAAAUGCAGCUCCUCGUGGCCUUUUUGAUGAAUAUGGUUCAAAGAAGAAUGACUACAUCAAGCUGUUUGUCAGAAGAGUUUUCAUCACAGACGACUUCAAUGACAUGAUGCCCAAGUACCUGAACUUCAUCAAGGGAGUUGUUGACUCUGAUGACCUUCCCCUGAAUGUGUCCCGAGAGACUCUACAGCAGCACAAACUGCUCAAGGUUAUCCGCAAGAAGCUGGUGCGUAAGACCCUGGACAUGAUCAAGAAGAUUGCAGAGGAACAGUACAAUGAUAAGUUCUGGAAGGAGUUUGGCACAAACAUCAAGCUGGGUGUCAUUGAAGAUCACUCCAACAGGACUCGCCUGGCCAAGCUGCUGCGUUUCCAGACCUCCAACAGCGACACAGUCCUGGCCAGUCUGGAGCAGUAUGUGGAACGCAUGAAGGAGAAACAGGACAAGAUCUACUUCAUGGCUGGUACCAGCAGAAAGGAGGCUGAGUCUUCUCCUUUUGUGGAGAGGCUGCUGAAGAAGGGCUAUGAGGUGAUCUACUUGACAGAACCUGUGGAUGAGUACUGCAUCCAGGCUUUGCCUGAGUUUGAUGGAAAACGCUUCCAGAACGUUGCAAAGGAGGGUAUCAAAUUUGAUGAAAGUGACAAAGCCAAGGAAAAGAGGGAAGCCCUGGAGAAGGAAUAUGAGCCCCUCACCACUUGGCUGAAGGACAAAUCUCUGAAGGACAAGAUUGAGAAGGCCAUCUUGUCUCAGAGGCUUACCAACUCACCCUGCGCUUUGGUCGCCAGUCAGUACGGCUGGUCUGGAAACAUGGAGAGGAUCAUGAAGGCACAGGCUUAUCAGACAGGAAAAGACAUUUCAACAAAUUAUUAUGCCAGUCAGAAGAAAACAUUAGAAAUCAACCCCAAUCAUCCUCUUAUCAAGAAGAUGCUUAAACGAGUCAAUGAUGACGCUGAGGACCAGACGGCGGCAGAUCUGGCUGUAGUUCUGUUUGAGACGGCCACACUGCGCUCAGGCUACCAGCUGGCUGACACAAAGGCUUAUGGGGACCGGAUAGAGCGCAUGCUCCGACUCAGCAUGGACGUACCUCUGGACGAACAGAUUGAAGAAGAGCCAGAGGAGGAACCUGAAGAGCCUGCAGAGGAUGACUCUGAAGAUAAAGAGGACGAAAUUGUAGAUGAGGACGAAGAUGACGAAUCGACAAAAACAGACAAAGAUGAACUGUGAAGCACUGAAUGGAGGAGCAUGUAACAAUGGAGCUGGAAAGUGGAUCUGAUUCAUGUUCCAGAACCACCGUGGUUGAUGUUAUCCUGGGUGGGGUCCCUGGGUUGGGGGUUUUUUAAGGCGAGCAUUGUUUCUGUUUUCUUUUUUUUUUUUUCUUUUCUUUUUUUUUUUUUUUACAUUCCUCAUGACUGUAAAUUUGUUAAUAUUUAACUGACCUGUUUAUGGAAAGAAGCGAUCCUGUCUCAUGAUCGAAUAAAUGUUUCCUGGAAAAAAGGA
This is a messenger RNA of Sphaeramia orbicularis (orbiculate cardinalfish), 2770 nucleotides long. RefSeq names its product heat shock protein 90, beta (grp94), member 1 (gene hsp90b1). Bases 110 to 2497 code for a protein of 795 amino acids. NCBI's taxonomy places the organism in Eukaryota, Metazoa, Chordata, Actinopteri, Kurtiformes, Apogonidae. Gene Ontology annotation, molecular function: ATP binding; ATP hydrolysis activity; ATP-dependent protein folding chaperone. Gene Ontology annotation, biological process: protein folding. The transcript has 18 exons. The record is from RefSeq and is a predicted model, not a curated record.